AUGAGAGAAAAAAAGUUUGUGAAAAAUUGCCACCGUAAUCGAGAACGAGAGACCCGUAAAUUGGUCCGAAAAUUGUAUCAUUCGUGCGUGUGUUUUUACCCGUAAAUGCUACGCCAUACAGCGUGGCAGUGUGUUGUGCGAUUAGCCUGUUAGUGUAGCGAUUAACGAAGGAGGAAAAGCUGGUGAAAGUUGUGCGUGUCGUAGGCAGCGAACAGAAACGCAGACGUGUUGGGUUCUGCCGUGCCGUCUGCUGACCGUCUUGCCACACUGCACUUCGGGUCACUCCCAUAUUCCCCGUUGCACCUGACCGGAGCUGCACCGCCGUCUUCAGAUAUCGGAUCGGAUUACCCCCCACCCCUUUCUUUGCCAAGUGUCCAACUAGCGUCAUUUCCACACGAAGCAUCCGUCCAACAAAAAAAAACCUUACCACGUAUGACGACGAUUGUCCGAUUGUUUGACGACGGGUGAAUCAAACUCCUAGCUAGGGUAACAACACGGGGGCGAUGGCGAAUGAUGGGGAGGCUUUGAUACGUUUGCUAAGAUGAACCAUUGAUACCAUCCGAAACAGACGGACUAAAGGUAAAGUAGGUGAGUCUAGCCGGUGGUACGAAUCGGAAAUCGGAGCGAAGGUUAACAUCGUCCUCGACGUCGUGGGUUUUCUUUUGUGACAUCCACACAGCUCGUAAAAGUGUCGGUGGGUUGAAAGGCACCAUCAACCAAAACGAAGAAAAACAGCGAACAUCCGGUGUGUUUGUGAGUGAGUGUUUGAUGCAUACGGUAGCGUCCGGGCAUUUCGGGGGGUAAAAAGUGCCAUCGAGGUGCGAGGACACACCACCACCACCACCACCACCGAUCGGCCCUAAACGGAACGGAACUAUGCAAACUGUGGCCGGCGGUGGAGCAAACACGACCAACACUAGCAGCAGUAGCAGCAACACGACGAAGGGACCGAGCGGCACGACGGGUCCGUCGGUGGCCACCAGCGCCAACAGUAGCGGAACGACGACGAAGGCGACGACGGUAACGACAAAAACGAAAGAAAUGUUCAUCCUACGAGCGCUCGAGAAGAUCCUGAGCGAUAAGGACAUCAAACGGUCACACCAUCUGCAGCUGAAGCGGGCCUGCGAUGUGGCACUCGAGGACAUCAAGGAGGAGCUGAAACAGGCGGGGCACACAGACACCAAUGGCGAAACGCCCGUCCCGUCGGCGGCGCUGCCCCUGCCGAAGAACGAUUCCGGCAACAUCAUCAACGCGGAGAAGUACUUUCUGCCGUUCGAGCUCGCCUGCCAGAGCCGCACGCCGCGCAUCGUCGUGACGGCGCUCGACUGUCUGCAGAAGCUGAUCGCCUACGGCCACCUGACCGGCAACAUUCCCGACUCGUCCAAUCCGGGCAAGUUUCUGAUCGACCGGAUCGUCACGACCAUAUGCAACUGCUUCAUGGGCCCGCAGACGGACGAGGGUGUGCAGCUGCAGAUCAUCAAGGCGCUGCUGACGGUCGUCACCUCGCAGCACGUGGAGGUGCACGAGGGCACGGUGCUGCAGGGCGUGCGGACGUGCUACGACAUCUAUUUGUCGAGCAAGAACCUGAUCAACCAAACGACGGCCCGGGCGACGCUCACCCAGAUGCUGAAUGUGAUCUUCACGCGCAUGGAACAUCAAGCAUUUGAGGCGAUCGCGGCGGCAAACUCGUCCGCUGGGGCGGCCGUUGGGAGUAACAGCAGUACGACGCUGCAGGGCGCGUCACCAAACGCCAGUGCGACGGGCGCAACUGUCGGACCGGACGAAUCUCCCACCAAACCGACGGAAGCGGAGAAACAUCCCGACUAUGACGCGGUACGGGCGAUCGUGGAGGAAAUCGUGGACAGUGUGAUAGCGCAAGCCGCGGCUGUAAACGGUGCACAGGAGUCGGAACACACCGUUGACGGCGUGGGACUGACGAGCAGUGUAAGCGAGCCGGCAAUAAACCACGAAACGAGCGAAACGGCCAGCAUCGGGGGCAUCUCGAACGGGGGUACCGAUACGACCUCCAUCGCACGUGUGCCGUCCCAGGAAAGCAUGGAGGUGACGAGUGAGAAUGACAGCAUCGUGACGGCCAAGUUUACGCACAUCCUGCAGAAGGACGCGUUUCUGGUGUUUCGAGCGCUGUGCAAGCUGUCGAUGAAACCGCUCCCCGAGGGCCACCCCGAUCCGAAGUCGCACGAGCUUCGGUCGAAGAUUCUUUCCCUCCAUCUGCUGCUGUCGAUCCUGCAGAACGCCGGGCCGGUGUUUCGCUCGAACGAAAUGUUCAUCAUGGCAAUCAAGCAGUACCUGUGCGUGGCACUGUCCAAGAACGGUGGCAGUGCCGUGCCGGAGGUGUUCGAGCUGUCGCUGUCGAUCUUCGUCGCGCUGCUGUCCAACUUUAAGACGCACCUGAAGAAGCAGAUCGAGGUGUUUUUCAAGGAAAUUUUCCUCAACAUUCUCGAGGCGCCCAGCUCGUCGUUCGAGCACAAGUGGAUGGUGAUCCAGGCGCUGACGCGUAUCUGUGCGGACGCGCAAAGCGUGGUCGACAUUUACGUCAACUACGACUGCGACUUUUCCGCCGCCAAUCUGUUCGAGCGGCUGGUGAACGACCUGUCCAAGAUCGGGCAGGGCCGGCAGGCGCUCGAGCUCGGCACGUCCGUGAACCAGGAGAAAUCGAUGCGCAUCCGCGGGCUGGAAUGUUUGGUCUCGAUCCUGAAGUGCAUGGUGGAGUGGAGCAAGGAUCUGUACGUGAAUCCCAACUCGCAAACCACGCUCGGCGAUCCGCCGUCGGGCGGUAUCGGAGCCGUGGAGCGGAAGGGCAGCUCGAUGAACACGAGUGUCGGUUCGCCCGUCGAUGAACCGUCGUCCCACGAGAUGGCACUGAAAUCGCACGGUGGAUCGAGCGUGAGCAUCAACUCGCUGGGCAGCACCAACACCUCCGGCGGCAAUCGCGAGGUGCUCGACCUGCCCGAAGAGCUGGAAGAGCGCAAGCAGCGCAAGGAGGUGAUGGAGACGGGCAUCGACAUGUUCAACCGGAAGCCGAAGAAGGGCAUUGCGUUUCUGCAGGAGCGCGGUCUGCUCGGCACGAACGUGGAGGACGUGGCCCGGUGGCUGCACGAGGACGAGCGGCUGGACAAAACGCAGAUCGGCGACUAUCUGGGCGAGAACGACGAGCAGAGCAAGUCGGUGAUGUGCGGGUACAUCGACGCGAUGAACUUUGCCGAGCUGGACAUCGUGGCGGCGCUGCGCUACUUCCUCGAGGGCUUCCGGUUGCCGGGCGAGGCGCAGAAGAUCGACCGGCUGAUGGAGAAGUUUGCGUCGCGGUACUGCGACUGCAACCCGAACAACACGCUCUUCGCCAGCGCCGACACGGUGUACGUGCUGGCGUUCUCUGUGAUAAUGCUGACGACGGAUCUGCACUCGCCGCAGGUGAAGCACAAGAUGACCAAGGAGCAGUACAUCAAGAUGAACCGGGGCAUCAGCGACAACAAGGAUCUGCCGGAGGAGUACCUGUCGCAGAUCUACGACGAGAUAGCGGGGCACGAGAUCAAGAUGAAGAACACGGUCGCGAACAAACCGGCCGGCAAGCAGAUCAUCGUGAACGAGAAGAAGCGCAAGCUGCUGUGGAACCUGGAGAUGGAGGCGCUCUCGACGACGGCCAAAAAUCUGAUGGAAUCGGUAUCGCACGUGAAGGCGUCCUUUACCUCGGCGAAGCAUCUGGAGCACGUGCGGCCGAUGUUCAAGAUGGCGUGGACCUCCUUUCUGGCCGCGUUCUCCGUCGGACUGCAGGACUGUGACGAUCCGGAAAUAGCGUCGCUCUGCCUCGAUGGCAUCCGGUGCGCGGUGCGCAUUGCGUGCAUCUUUCACAUGAGCCUGGAGCGCGACGCGUACGUGCAGGCACUGGCCCGCUUCACGCUGCUGACCGCCAACUCGCCGAUCAACGAGAUGAAGGCGAAAAACAUCGACACCAUCAAGACGCUCAUCAUGGUGGCGCACACGGACGGCAACUAUCUCGGCUCGAGCUGGUUAGACAUCGUGAAGUGCAUCUCGCACCUGGAGCUGGCCCAGCUGAUCGGCACCGGCGUACGGCCGGAAUUCCUGUCCGGCCCUGCAUCGCACCGGGACACACUGGACCCGAGCGCGAAGGAGCACAUCGGCGAAACGAGCUCACAGAGCAUCGUCGUCGCGGUCGAUCGCAUCUUUACCGGCUCGAUCCGGCUCGACGGUGACGCGAUCGUGGACUUUGUCAAGGCACUCUGCCAGGUGUCGCUGGACGAGCUGACGCGCCCGCAGCCGCGCAUGUUCUCGCUGCAGAAGAUAGUGGAGAUUUCGUACUACAACAUGGGGCGCAUCCGACUACAGUGGUCCCGCAUCUGGCAGAUACUGGGCGAGCACUUUAACGCGGUCGGCUGCAACACGAACGAGGAGAUUGCGUUCUUUGCCCUCGACUCGCUGCGCCAGCUGUCGAUGAAGUUCAUCGAGAAGGGCGAGUUCACGAACUUCCGCUUCCAGAAGGACUUCCUGCGCCCGUUCGAGCACAUCAUGAAGAAGAACAACUCGCCCGCGAUCCGCGACAUGGUGGUGCGGUGCGUGGCGCAGAUGGUCAACUCCCAGGCGCACAACAUCAAGUCGGGCUGGAAGAACAUCUUCUCCGUGUUCCAUCUGGCGGCGGGCGACCACGACGAGGCGAUCGUCGAGCUGGCCUUCCUGACGACGGGCAAGAUCAUUACCGAGCUGUACCAGAGCCAGUUCCACAUCAUGAUCGACUCGUUCCAGGACGCGGUCAAGUGCCUGUCGGAGUUUGCGUGCAACGCGCGCUUCCCCGACACGAGCAUGGAGGCGAUCCGGCUGGUGCGGACGUGCGCCAUCUGCGUGAACGAUUCGCCCAACCUGUUCGCCGAGCAUGCCGGCAUGGAGAACGACGUGUCGGUGCCGGAGGAGGACCGGGUGUGGGUGCGCGGCUGGUUCCCGAUGCUGUUCUCGCUGUCGUGCGUGGUGAACCGCUGCAAGCUGGACGUGCGGACGCGCGGCCUCACCGUCCUGUUCGAGAUCGUGAAGACGCACGGCGACGCGUUCCGGGCGAACUGGUGGCGCGAUCUGUUCAACGUGCUGUUCCGCAUCUUCGACAACAUGAAGCUGCCCGAGCACCAGCCGGAGAAGGCCGAAUGGAUGACGACCACGUGCAAUCACGCGCUGUAUGCGAUCAUCGACGUGUUUACGCAGUACUUCGACGUGCUCGGGCCGAUGCUGCUGGCCGAUCUGUACUGCCAGCUGCACUGGUGCGUGCAGCAGAACAACGAGCAGCUGGCCCGCUCCGGCACGAACUGUCUGGAGAAUCUGGUCAUCUCGAACGGGCUGAAGUUUAGCGAGGACACGUGGGGCAAGACGUGCCAGUGCAUGCUGGACAUCUUCAACAGUACGCUACCGAACGAGCUGCUCACCUGGAAGCCGGACCCGCUGCCACAAUCGAUCGGUGGUGGUGGUGGUGGCGUUGCGCAAACAAACCAAGCCGCAUCGCCACGUGUGCAGGAGAAUGGAGACCUGCCCCGACACGGCAUUCUAAAGCGCUCCGGUUCGCAACAUUCCAUGCACGGGCAGGACGGCCAUGGGGGAGCAGGUGAGCAGGGCGGUGUGACGGCAGGCAGUGCCGCCAACACGUCCGUCCUCUUCUCCAACCUGCUGAUCAAAUGCGUCGUCCAGCUCGAGCUGAUACAAACGAUCGACAAUAUCGUAUUCUUUCCCGCCACCUCGCGCAAGGAGGACGCGGAAACGCUCGCCCAGGCAACGGCGGAGCUGAGCGCGAUCCACCAGCAGCACGCCUCGUCCUACCCUUCCUCCCUGUCCGGCGAGGAGUGCCAGCGGGAGGAGCAGGGCAUGUACAGCUACCUGAACACGCCGCACCUGCUGCAGCUGGUGGACUGCUUGCUGCAGAGCCACCGAUUUGCCAAGCAGUUCAACUCGAACAACGACCAGCGAACGGUGCUGUGGAAGGCCGGCUUCAAGGGUUCGCUCAAGCCGAACCUGCUGAAGCAGGAAACGCAAUCGCUCGCCUGCGUGCUGCGCAUACUGUUCAAGAUGUACAGCGACGAGAACCGGCGGCGCGACUGGCAGGACAUCGAGAAGCGGCUGAUCGGCGUGUGUACGGAGGCGCUCGAUUACUUCCUCUCGCUGCCGAGCGAACCGCACCGGGACGCGUGGACCUCGCUGCUGCUACUGGUAAUGACACGGUUGCUGAAAAUGUCGGACGCAAGGUUUGCGGCCCACAUCGCCAGCUAUUACGUGUUUCUGUGCGAUCUAACGUGCGUGGAUCUGAAGCCGGAACUGCGGACCGUGCUGCGGCGCGUGUUUCUCCGCAUUAGCCCAGUGUUUGGAAUCUCGAGUGCCAGUGCGUCCGGUGCGAACGGCAACAGUAGCACCGUGCCGAUGGCAGCUACCUAGUAUCGGCGGCACGGUUCAGUCAGCCGCACUACGACCGCAGCACCGCACCAUCAGUGGCAGUACUACGCAUCGCCGCCAGUGCUGUACCACCAACAAUACCGCGCCGGUUAUUUCACACCGUCGUCCGCCGGCGGCUGCCAGUGUUAUCGUUGGCGUGCGCUCGCGCUCAGUGGCCAAAACGGUGGCCACUUCCGCUCCUUCCCGUCCUCGCCGGAGCGACAGCGCGGUGGUGGUGGUGGCAGCAGUCGGUCGGCUUACCAACGGCGGGCUUCAACGGCGGGUGUGUUGGGCGCGUUCAGCAUCGGUGGCUCCAGGGCGGCGGGACACCACCCGGCAGCGGUGCGCAGUAGCAAUAGAGGCAACAGUAGUAGCAGUAGCAGCAAUAGCAAUAGCAUCAAAAAUAUCAUUCACACUACCUCUAGCAAUAAUGGCAGCGAACGUGUCCGUCGCUCUUCCGGUGCGGCUGCUUUUCCCGCUGCUGCACCUACACCGGCACCGCGUUUUACAUCGCUCGUUUCGUCCUUCACACGGCGCUCUGUUCCCACUUCGGCUUCCCGUUCUUCUUCGCCUUUUAAUCCAGGUUCACCUUAUUCGGUAAAUGCAACUAACCCUACCAUCGCUGGUAGGACGGCGACAGGGCGUAAGAACAGUUCCCCGUGGACGAACAAUCGGAUACUGUAGUGUGUGAAACGAUCAGCAGAUCGAUGCACUUAGUGCACCUUUUUAUUGCAACUCCACGCAAUGCACGGCAUUCCAGCACGCUGCAUCAAAGGAGGAAACAUUUCCCCGUUGAUUGAACAUUUUUAAGAAGAAGAAAAAAACAAAUCCAAAGUUUGUGAUGCAAUUCCUCCCGGCCCGAAAUGAAGAUCGCAAACCUGUAAGACGGCUUGAAAGCUUUCCAACGUAGAGGUACUGUGUGUAUGUGUCUUAUCUUAUGUUCACCACUUUCAUAAUUUUAGAACCGGCUGUUUCUUCUGUUGUUGUUUUUUUACUACUUGCAUGACAGGCCUCUGCAAACACAUAAUUAGAUCCGUUUAGAACGAUGCUCUGCUAGUAAGAGAAAGGAGGGGGGUUGUCUUUUGUACAUAGCUAAACAGGAGGAUAGUUUACUUUAACGAAAUUAACACACAACACUCGGUUGCUGUUUGCUUUUUGAGAGCAAACUUCCUUUUCUGCACCUUCGAAAGCAAUUUUGGGUAGACUGGGGGAGAGUAACAUACGCAAAGGGCAAACGUCACACGGCGGGAUAUCUUAGCAAAAGAAAGCCCUGUGUGUUUGGCGAUGUGUAGUACGAAAGAAAAGAAACUCAAAAUAGGAAACGGAACGCAGUGUCGUCGCGAAAGUAACAUUAUUUAAUCAGUAAAGUUAGAGAACAAAACAAAAACAGAUAGAAAUUAAAUGAAAUAGAUCAGAUAGCAAGAAAUGAUUAUUAAAAAAAUUACAAAUAAUUAAACAAAACAGGCACAACUCUUCAAACGGUUGUGCGUGAUUAAUGCAUAGAUAAAAACGAAGCAAAAAGAAGCAUACUAAACUAGCAAAUCGCUUUUGUAAACAGGGACACACGGCGCGCACGUGCGACGGAUGAGAUUUCAGUGCAAAUGGAACAGUUUUUUUUUGUGGAAAUAGUAUCAAAUCCUGCUAAAGGGCUUACUACAUAUAGUAUAGGAGCGGGGAGAGUGUUGGUUCGACAUCCGGUUCCGUCAGUUUGAUCGGUGUAAUAUGGGCGGCACCGUGCAUGUGUUUCGGUUGAUAGGAAUUAUGUUACAUUUUGGCAUUUCCAAGCACUCGGCACAGCAGCUCUAACGUAAGAUGGGAUUGGUCCAGAAAUAUGUAGAGCAAAUAACACAAAAAAAAACAUGAGACAAAUGAAUGAUGUACGUUGGUAGCAUUAUACUCUGUGAUCGAUGCCGAGGCAACAACAAAAAGAAAAAACGUACUGCAAUGAAGCGUCGAUAUAUAGAAGGUGAUAAACUAAUCAUUUAUUUGUUAUGUGAAAUUAUUAUCGAAAGAGAAUAUACAGUAUAUAUAGAGUAUAAUGUA
Messenger RNA from Anopheles merus, 8478 nucleotides. It is a transcript of the gene Sec71, whose product is annotated as brefeldin A-inhibited guanine nucleotide-exchange protein 1. The transcript is spliced from 3 exons. The record is from RefSeq and is a predicted model, not a curated record. The coding region runs from base 877 to 6438 and encodes 1853 amino acids. Gene Ontology annotation, biological process: regulation of ARF protein signal transduction. Gene Ontology annotation, molecular function: guanyl-nucleotide exchange factor activity. Lineage: Eukaryota; Metazoa; Arthropoda; Insecta; Diptera; Culicidae.